AUGAAGGAAAGACAUCACCCCGUCGCAGAGCCUGUCAAGGUCCGAGUACACGAUGCCGGAACCAUCGUAGCCUUUGGAAGUUUCUUGGUAACCAAGGAACUUCUCCAAGCCAGAGCACAGGUUAGCACAUUCUUUAAGCGAUUUGGGGGAAUUUGGGGAAAGGCGAUUUUAGGUCAAGGAGGCAGCGAGGGAGCGAGGGAGGAGGGUGGACAAGGUGAGGGAGGUGAAGGGGCGAAAGAGGGCGAUGAGGGAGGAAGAUGGGUUGAGGUAAGGCGAUUUUGGAGGUGGAGGGGGAAGGUGGAAAAUGAGGAUUUGGGUGGAGGACGCCGACGGAGGAGGUGA
Messenger RNA from Babesia ovata, 342 nucleotides. RefSeq lists its product as uncharacterized. The record is from RefSeq and is a predicted model, not a curated record. The transcript has 2 exons. The coding region runs from base 1 to 342 and encodes 113 amino acids. NCBI's taxonomy places the organism in Eukaryota, Apicomplexa, Aconoidasida, Piroplasmida, Babesiidae.